AUGCCUGAGUACAAGGGACACUGCCACUGCGGCCAGAUCGCCUGGACCGCCGACAUUCCCGAAGAGAAGCACAUCCUCUGCCACUGCGGGGCCUGCAAACUCCAGGGCGGCGGCGAAUUCACCCUCAACCAAAUCAUCCCAAAGAGCAACUUCCACCUUACCAAAGGAGAUUUGAAGGUCUACACGUACAAAGGCGAUUCUGGAAACACCGUCGACUGCUUCAUGUGUCCCAACUGCGGGAGCUCUCCAUAUCACCAUCAACAUGUGAUGGGCGAUGACAAGAUCGUCAUCCGCACGGGCCUGCUCGAGGGCUCCGACAAAUGGGGCAAGCCCGCCGCCGAGAUCUACGACAAGGAACGUCCAUCCUGGCUACCACAGACGGGCGAGAACAGUUUCCCCGAGGUGCCUCCUUCGUAA
This is a messenger RNA of Cladophialophora yegresii CBS 114405, 417 nucleotides long. RefSeq lists its product as uncharacterized. Bases 1 to 417 code for a protein of 138 amino acids. The transcript has 3 exons. NCBI's taxonomy places the organism in Eukaryota, Fungi, Ascomycota, Eurotiomycetes, Chaetothyriales, Herpotrichiellaceae. Gene Ontology annotation, molecular function: carbon-sulfur lyase activity. The record is from RefSeq and is a predicted model, not a curated record.